Molecule: messenger RNA, 2374 nt
Organism: Theobroma cacao (cacao)
Lineage: Eukaryota; Viridiplantae; Streptophyta; Magnoliopsida; Malvales; Malvaceae
Source: RefSeq, a predicted model, not a curated record
AAACUUUGUAACCAAGCAAUAAGUUCUACAUUCUGGGAAAGAACAAGGCAGAAUCACAAUCACAAAGAGCUCAAGCUGCUUUUAAGUUUAGUUUCAAUAGACGGAUCGGGUUUCAUUGGUUUUGCAUAACAAGCCCCAGAGAGAUGCUACUUAUAAUUGCCUGUGCUAUUUUCUUCACGGAGGUCAAGGAUGCAAUAUUUGCCAUGAAAUCCCUUCGGAUCAAAUGGCAGAUUCGAGCCAUGGUUGUAGCGAGCCUUUGCGUUCAACUCCUGCUUGUCAAAUUGGUGAAUCAACGGCGAUGCAGUCGUAAACGCUCAGUGUAUACAGCAACCAUUGUUUGGUUAAUGUACCUGUUUGCAGAUUGGUUAGCAACAGUUUCUUUAAGUAGCCUCUUUAAGAGCAGCAAGGAGCAAUUAACAAGCCCAUUGGUUGUAUUUUGGGCACCUUUCCUACUCUUGCAUCUUGGUGGCCCUGACACAAUCACUGCUUAUUCUUUAUCAGAGAAUGAGCUAUGGCCCAGACAUUUCUUCGGCUUAUGCUUCCAAAUUGGGGUUGCUCUUUAUGUCUAUGUCAAGUUUUGGACCAUAAACACAACAACUCUGACAUAUUUGGCGAUUCCAAUAUUCAUUGUUGGGAUUAUCAAAUACGGGGAAAGGGUUUGGGUUCUUUUCAGUGCUAGCGAUGCAAAGCUACGGAAGUCGGUUUUCACAACUCCAACUAAGUCAGAGCUCGAACUUGUUCCUUCAGGGGCUGAUCAGCAGAGAGUGGUGGUCCAGAUUGAUGAUUAUUUACAAGACAAAGGAAUUCAUAGGAAAUACAGACAUCUUCAUCGAGCAUCUCUAUCAUAUACCAUGUUCAGGCCCCUAUUUUUGGACCUCAAGCUCAGGAUUUACAAACAGUUGAGUGAUUUGUUUACAUUAGAGCAUAUGACUAUGGGAGAGGCCUUCAAAUUGGUAGAGAUUGAACUAGGAUUCUUGUAUGAUUUGCUCUAUACAAAGAUUCCUAUAGUUCUAUCUCGAAUUGGUGUGAUUCUACGGUCCAUCUGCUUGUCCUUCCUUUUUUCCAUACUAAUUGCCCUCUCGAUCAUCGUUGGAAACCAUGGCUAUCCAAAAGUUGACAUUGCCAUAUCCUAUUUGCUCUUAGUUGGGGCUAUCUUUUUGGAAAUCUAUUCAACCGUUUUGCAUGUCAGUUCUGACAGGGGAAUUCUACGGUUAACUUGUCAGGACAACAAGCUGUUUAAGGCAAUUGGAUCUAGUUUGAUUUCGGUAACUAAGACCAACAGAUCAGAAAUACAGUCAAUGGCACAAAACAGCCUAAUAGACUAUUGCCUCCAGGCCAAGUCAACCAAGUUUGCUUUGGUUCGAAGCAUUUUUGACACUGAGGACUUCGUGGGCAAGUAUGGAAAUACAUCUUGGAAAGAUGUGAAAGAUGAUUUAAAGAAGUUCAUCUACGAUCAUCUAUUAGACAAAUGGAAGAUAUAUAAACAGAAUAACUUUGAUUACAAAUGUCUCAUGCAGUUAUUGAGUGAGAGGGGUCAUAAUGUGCUGCUGGAGAAACAUCCUGAGGAAGAUCUUGGUUGGAGCAUAUGUGAUGUAGAAUUCACCCAGAGUCUCCUCAUUUGGCACAUCGCUACGGAUCUUGUCUUCCGUGUUGAUCAUCCAAGAGGUUUAGUAGGUACUUUCGGUCCAUACUGCAAAAUUAGCAAGCUUCUAUCUGAUUACAUGAUGUACCUUCUUUUCAUGAGUCCAACAACGCUUCCCCAAGGCAUUAUUAAGGUAAGGCUCCAAGACACUUGUGCGGAGGCCAUGAGUUUCUUUCAUGGGGAAUUAGAUCACCAGAAAAUUGUCGAGACUUUGUUUCGUAUCGGUACAGAAAAUCGAGCUGUUUUAACGCCAAUGGGAACUCAAACGAAAUCGGUAUUCUUUGAAGGAUGCCAGAUUGCCCGUCAAUUGCAAGAAUUAGUUUUGACACACCAUUGGGAUCAUGAAGAAAAAUGGGAAAUGAUUGCUCGAAUAUGGCUUGAAAUGUUGACUCAUGCUGCAAGUGAGUGUACAUGGAAAGAGCAUGCCAAACAACUUAAGCAAGGUGAGGAGUUGCUCACUCGUGUAGCCCUCCUCAUGGCACAUUUUGGUUUAAGCAAGAAGAUCCAGAUGGUGGAUAUACCCCAUGAACUUGCAGCUGAAGGCUAUCAGCCUGAAUGGGAUUGGGACAAUCUUGACCGGUUGGCUUAUUACUUGGUUUAAAAUGAAAUUAAUUUUUCAACAAAUUUACUAAAUAAUUAGCACUUUUUAUCAUGCAAGCUAGCUCCACGAAGGUACAUCAUUAAAGCUAGUUCAAUCUUUGACCACGUGUUUUAUUGUUCUAUUAGAUUUUC